AUGGCAUCCCUCAAAGACCAAACCAGAUACCGAUCCGCGGAUCCCAAAACCCGGCCUCCACGCCCAGUUCAACAACCCGCUCCUCUGCGGCUCCCUAAGGGGGUGGAUGAUAUCCGGAAGACGAAGGAGUACAAGGCUGCUGCACGGAGAUGGACAUCGAUUAUGGUCGGACUACCAUUUGUAAUAUGCACAUCGUAUGUUCUUUACGACCGACUCUAUGGUGGCAAGAGUCCCAAGCGGAUUGGAGAUCAGGCGCAGAAGAAUUAA
Messenger RNA from Penicillium expansum, 267 nucleotides. RefSeq lists its product as uncharacterized. The coding region runs from base 1 to 267 and encodes 88 amino acids. NCBI's taxonomy places the organism in Eukaryota, Fungi, Ascomycota, Eurotiomycetes, Eurotiales, Aspergillaceae. The record is from RefSeq and is a predicted model, not a curated record. The transcript is spliced from 3 exons.